Paramuricea clavata is the source of this 1249-nucleotide messenger RNA. Lineage: Eukaryota; Metazoa; Cnidaria; Anthozoa; Malacalcyonacea; Plexauridae. The record is from the annotation of a GenBank genome assembly.
AAAAGAGUGUAAACGAUGGCAAAUCCUUUAGAAAAACAAUCAGUGAGGAAACCAACAGGAUGGAAAACUUUUUAUCAACAAGUUGCGGUGAAUUGAUAGUAAUAAUUUUUGUACGAAAUACCAUUCCGGAUUUGUUGAUGCCAUCUUGACAUGUCAGGACAACAAUUCGUUUUAAAACGAUAGAGUAUUCAAAUUUAAAAAUAGCGUUAUAAAACAUAAUUUUUAGAGAAGUUCCAAAGUUCACAAGGUCAUAUAAAUGAAUACUCGUAUAUUUAUUUGAAUAGUUUUAAUUUUGUUUCACUUUUCACAGCCUGGAAUUAUUCAAAAACUUGGGCCCGAGUCAAACAUUGGCAAAGUGUCCACUGUGGCAUCCAAAAUGUGGAGGCAAAUCGGUGAAAGAAGGAAGGUAAAUAUUGAAUAUUCAUAGUAUAUUCUACUAUAUUAGAAGUAUAUAUUUAUUUAAAGUAUUAUGCUGGGCCUUAUUAUUUUUUUUAUAUGUUUCUCGCCCGGAAAAUUACUAAAAUCACUGAAUAUUUUGAGUAAAAAUAUUUAUAUAAUCAGUUCAAUGAAAAAAGACCUUUUUAUCAUUAAAAUAGACGAUGUGCCACCCACCCCCCUCCCCAUGGAUUGACAUCAGUAGACAUUAAUGCACAUCAAUACACCUCACUAGACAUAAUUUGACAUCACUUGACAUAACUUGACAUCAGUAGGCGUAAAUAGACAUAACUGUUUACAACCUAUGUUAGUCUAGCAAUGUCUAGUGAUGUACAGGCUUCUCCCUAGAAAUAUUUUGAAAUCUAGUGUUUCUGAAAAAAUAUUUGCUUAACAGAAGUGGAAAAUGAAGGCACGACAGACAAGAGAGGACCUUGAUACAGAGAUGGUGCAAGAAAAGCUUGACUGUGAGAAAUGUGGCAAGAUUGUCACCAGAAGCAAGGACCCGAAGUUCCAUAUCAAAGGUUGUCAACAAUGUGUCUGUGAGAAAUGUGGUCAAAAGUUUACGCAUGAAUUGCAGUUGAAAAGGCAUAAUUUGAAAAAGCACUCAAAUACUUUUUCAUGUAAAACAUGUGGCAAAUUAUUUGGUUACAAACACCAUCUGGAUAGACAUAGCUAGUGCUUUCACUUAUAAAAUAUGCCAUACUAAGGUCAAAACAAGAAGCAAUUUUAUUAGGCAUAUGACUCGGCAACAUGAUGGGUUAGAUCCUAAAAAUUACUGAAAUCAGAGUAUUUAUUAAAAAACGUUUCAAUAUCA